This is a messenger RNA of Ostertagia ostertagi, 1005 nucleotides long. The record is from the annotation of a GenBank genome assembly. Lineage: Eukaryota; Metazoa; Nematoda; Chromadorea; Rhabditida; Trichostrongylidae.
AUGCUUACAAUAACUAUCGGAAACAAUGAGUUCUUCCUGUCCAUAGUCAAUUUGGAGCCAGUUCACCUAUCAGACCACAGCAUUUGGCCUCUAUAUGUGGUAGAGCUUCUAUCCAUAAUUUUGACUUUGCUGUACAUCUCACGUCUAAUAUUUAUUUUUGAUAAAACUUCGCUGUUUCACAAGAACCUUUCACGAAUUUCUCAGGCUCUACUAAUCAGCUACUAUCCUAGCAUUGGAGCGCGAGCUGUAUUGCUCCUCUAUGAACUCAACUUUUUAUCUCAUGAAGACAGCUAUCUAUCCUCCGUCAUCAUGGUAUCGGCUUGUUUUGUUCGUUUAUGGAAUAUGAAUGUAGUGACAUUAUACUUACCGUCAAUAAUAGUUGAGCGGGCAUUUGCUUCCAAAUAUAUCAGUGACUACGAAAGGACCCUAAGGUCGUGGAUAUACAAAGUUAUAAUUCCGGUCGUCUAUAUUAUAUCUACGAAUUGCUACUCUCACCGACGCUGCGUCAACUCAGUAAUUCGAACGACGUGCGUUGGCUUGUUUUUUAUUACCUAUUGCUUGACGUACGUGAUCCUUUUUCGUCGAGAUCUCAGGAGACUGCAAGCUAUUAGCAGCGAUGUCCACAACAAAAAUGUUAUUUAUACUCUGAGCACAAAAUUUCAAUUGAAAGAAAAUCUCAGAGUGUUGAAGAUAGUGAUGCGAUUAUCGAUAAUGGUGUCAGCAGGUGCCGUGUUUGCAUGUCUCUCAUUUCUGCUAGCAACGCGUCUAGUAAACAAUAAUUUGCAGUGGAAUCACAUGGGUAAUGAGAUCGUCAACGUUUGCCAUACGAUAUGCGCCAACAUCAUCGUUUGGGUGUACACAAUUGCAAUCGGUGGAUUUCAUUUACGUCUUCUGAUACCGUGGAACACUGAAGUUGGAACCGCUGCUGAACGCCGCGAACUAGACGAACAUCGUGGAGCAACAAAUGCAUACUUCCAUCACUUGGCCACAACGUGGGAGAAAUAG